AUGUCCUCAGGAAAUGCAAAAAUUGGGCAUCCUGCUCCCAACUUCAAAGCUACAGCUGUUAUGCCAGAUGGACAAUUCAAAGAUAUCAGCCUAAGUGAUUACAAAGGAAAAUAUGUUGUGUUCUUCUUUUACCCUCUUGACUUUACUUUUGUGUGUCCCACGGAGAUCAUUGCUUUCAGUGAUAGAGCAGAAGAAUUUAAGAAACUUAACUGCCAAGUGAUUGGAGUUUCUGUGGAUUCUCACUUCUGUCAUCUGGCAUGGAUUAACACACCCAAGAAACAAGGAGGAGUGGGACCCACGAACAUUCCCUUAAUAUCCGAUCCCAAGCACACCAUUGCUCAGGAUUAUGGAGUCUUAAAGGCUGAUGAAGGUAUCUCUUUCAGGGGCCUCUUUAUUAUUGAUGAUAAAGGUACCCUUCGCCAGAUAACAAUAAACGAUCUUCCUGUUGGCCGCUCUGUGGAUGAAGUUCUGUAUGAGCUAUGA
This is a messenger RNA of Arvicanthis niloticus (Nile rat), 483 nucleotides long. The record is from RefSeq and is a predicted model, not a curated record. NCBI's taxonomy places the organism in Eukaryota, Metazoa, Chordata, Mammalia, Rodentia, Muridae.